Messenger RNA from Pseudophryne corroboree (corroboree frog), 1440 nucleotides. It is a transcript of the gene SMTNL1, whose product is annotated as smoothelin like 1. Gene Ontology annotation, biological process: actin cytoskeleton organization. The transcript has 6 exons. NCBI's taxonomy places the organism in Eukaryota, Metazoa, Chordata, Amphibia, Anura, Myobatrachidae. The coding region runs from base 97 to 1227 and encodes 376 amino acids. Gene Ontology annotation, cellular component: microtubule organizing center; filamentous actin. The record is from RefSeq and is a predicted model, not a curated record. Gene Ontology annotation, molecular function: protein binding.
GCUCGGUGAUAAGUAGGAGGGAAUAAAGGCUGCAGGGCAGAACACACACUUCUAAGAGCAGACAGCAGUUUUACUAAAAGGACAUUCUGUACAGAGAUGGUAGAAGAACAGCCCCAUCUCUUGACAGAAGAACACCUAGAAGAGCUUAAUAGAAGUGACAAAGACUCAGAGGACACUUGGGAGGACACAGUUAUUGAAAUGGAAGUUGGCAUAAAAGAACAUCAUACAACAGAGGAAACUCCUGUGUCAGAUUGUAAGACUGAUGGAGAUGUCACAAAAGAUGUUGGACCUGCCAGUGAAGUAGGAGAAGGAACAGUCGAAACAGGGAAGGAGACAACAAAAGAUGAAGAUGAGGCCACCGAUCUGGGGAAAGACAGCUCUAAAUCCACAGGAGAGAUAAAAGAAUCAGGGGAUACAGUGAUAUCACAAGAGGAGACAACUGAAAGAGAAGAAAACGCAGUUCCAGAACAAAAUGAACCAAUCGCAUCAAAUCAAGAAAAUGCUACAAAGGAUUCGUCCAAUCAUAAAACAGAAACACAGGAGGAAGAUCCUGCAGGUGCCCAGAGAACGUGCACUGCUCUUGAUGAUGGAGGUACAGAGGAGGAACUUCACCCCAAUGCUACAGAAACAGCUGAUAAUGCAAAUGGAGGUAGCAAUGCUCAGACAGCAAGUGCUGUAGAAGAAAACAUCACACCUACUUCUGGUAAAGGGGCCACUCGUGAGAAGGAGCAUCAAGAACGCAAACCGGAGAUUCCACGUUCUAGAACUAUGCCGAAAUCAUAUGGGAGGGCUACAAGGAAAGACAUUGCUGAAAAGUUUGGAGGGGUGGCCACUUCUGGGAUUCGUGUACAAAGGUCUACAAGCUGUGGUGCAGGUGCUGUGAAAAAUAUGCUGCUAGAGUGGUGCCGGGCAAAGACUCGCAGCCGUGAGGGGGUAGACAUCCAGAAUUUCUCAAGCAGUUGGAGUAAUGGCCUUGCGUUCUGUGCUCUCAUUUUGGCCUUUUUCCCAGAUGCUUUUGACUACGACUCUCUUGACCCCAAGAACAGAAGACAGAACUUUCAGCUGGCAUUCAGUACAGCAGAGAACCUUGCAGACUGCCCUCCUCUUCUGGAUGUGGAGGACAUGGUGCGCAUGAAGGUCCCAGACUCAAAAUGCGUUUACACCUAUGUGCAAGAAUUAUACCGCAGUCUGGUCGCUAAGGGACUGGUGAAAACCAAGAAGGCAUGAUCUUACCAAAGAUGUACAAUACAAGGCAAGUUUCAUGAACAGGAAGCUUCAUACAAACGGUCUCUUCAAAGUUGCAGAAGCAGUUUGCUAAGGUGGAUGUCUGUCCCUUCUUAUAGGAAGACACAAAGAAACAAACACAUGCAGUAGAAAAGUGUUUGUUUUAUCUGCGAAAAAAAUAGCUUUAUUUUUCAAUAAAAAUGUGUGAUGGUUAAA